Messenger RNA from Bombina bombina (fire-bellied toad), 1482 nucleotides. Its product is annotated as NXPE family member 1-like. Lineage: Eukaryota; Metazoa; Chordata; Amphibia; Anura; Bombinatoridae. The coding region runs from base 1 to 1482 and encodes 493 amino acids. The transcript is spliced from 5 exons. The record is from RefSeq and is a predicted model, not a curated record.
AUGAAGCCAGCGUUCAUUAGUAGCACCAAGCCAAGCCAAGAUGAGCUUCUAGAAGAAAAGAUUCUUGAUAAAAUGUCUCAUAUUAUUCCUAGAGUUAGUUUCAAUCACAUUGACAACACAACCAGUGCAGAGAAGAGCAAGGCCAAAAUCAUAAACCUAAAAGACAAGUUCUGUGUUGGGGACAAUUUAACCAUUCAAGUUGACAUGUUUGAUUAUUUGGGUAACAGAAAGACCUAUGGAGGAGACUUUAUACGAGCAAGAAUCUCUAACCCAAAACUUGGAGCAGGUGCUUCUGGAAUCAUUGACGAUUAUAACAAUGGAACCUACCAUGUUCAUUUUACUUUAUUUUGGGAAGGAAGAGUCUAUAUCUCAUUGUUACUGUAUCAUCCGAGUGAGGGUGUUUCAGCACUAUGGAAAGUAAGAAAUGAGAAGUUUGGCCUCAUAAACUUUGUAGGAACCUUUGCACAUAAGGAAAAACAGGCUAAGACAGAAUGCGGUUUUCAACUUAACACAACUGAAGAUAAAUGUGAAUACAAAGAUGAGCGAAACACUGAAUCAUUUUACUGUGUUCGGCCACAAAAUAUGCAUUGUGACUCAUUAACGUACCUGCAGUCGUUGAAUACAGAUCAUUCAUUCCUUACCAAGUUAGAAAAGGAGCUGUUUAACAGAGAUAAAAUUGCACAUGAAAUUAAAGGAGAUUUUGAAAACAUUGAGACAACCCCCUGCACCGAUCCGUCCUCAUCUUAUCAAGAACCGUGUAGGAUUGGUAUGGGCUUCCCCUACCCAAGUGGAUUCUUUUUAAACAAUCUCUGGAGACCUGUAUUCUGCAACUUAACCAUUUUUCCAGCUGAACAGAUCAAAACUUGUCUAAAAGGCAAACUAAUAUAUCUGAUGGGAGACUCUACUCUGCGCCAGUGGUUCCUGAACUUAGCUCAGAUUCUGAAAAGUCUCAAGAAUUUGGAUCUCCACAGAUCUGGAUUGGAAUCAAUGCUUCUAGCUAUAGAUAUGGACCAGAACAUCCGGUUGCAAUGGAAAAAGCACAGUCACCCAAUUGUAGCAAGUCAUUUUUACUUGGUCAAAGAUGAUGCAUACAUUAGUGAGGAAAUAGACCGUCUAGCUGGAGGUCCAGAAACUGUCAUUGCCAUUACACUGGGGCAACACUUCAGACCAUUUCCCAUCCUCCUUUUCAUCAGGAGGGUGAUAAGUGUACGCAGAGCUGUAGAACAUCUAUUGCUCCGCAGCCCAAAAACCAAGGUUAUUAUUAAGGCUGAGAAUACUCGAGAAAUAAGCACUAAUGUAGAGAGGUUCAGUGACUUUUAUGGGUUCCUCCAGUAUAUGAUUGUAAAAGAUCUCUUCCAGGAUCUCAAUGUUGGUGUUGUUGAUGCCUGGGAUAUGACAAUUGCUUCUAAUUCAAACAAUGUACAUCCAUCAGAUAGUGUUGUCAGAAACCAGAUCAAUUUGCUCCUAUCAUACAUUUGCUAA